Molecule: messenger RNA, 1465 nt
Organism: Corticium candelabrum
Lineage: Eukaryota; Metazoa; Porifera; Homoscleromorpha; Homosclerophorida; Plakinidae
Product: transcription factor E2F5-like
Exons: 7
Coding region: 81-1196 (371 amino acids)
Biological process (GO): regulation of transcription by RNA polymerase II
Cellular component (GO): RNA polymerase II transcription regulator complex
Molecular function (GO): DNA-binding transcription factor activity, RNA polymerase II-specific; RNA polymerase II cis-regulatory region sequence-specific DNA binding; protein dimerization activity
Source: RefSeq, a predicted model, not a curated record
CCAAAUCUCCAUAUAAGGAAAGCAACCCCCUCUUCACUUGCUACAUUUCAAAUCUCCUUCCGUUGCACACCACUCCAACAAUGGACGACUUCGAGGACUUCCGCCCGGUACCUCUGCACGACGAUCUCACCAGCGACCGUCGCGAAUGCGACUCCCCAUCUUCCGCAUCGACACCAAGUCGCCACGAAAAGUCACUCGGACUUCUCACGUCGCGUUUCGUCGCGCUCCUGCAAGAGGCAAAAGACGGCGUGCUCGAUUUGAAAAAGGCGGCUGACACGCUGGCCGUGCGUCAGAAGCGACGGAUUUAUGAUAUAACGAAUGUUCUGGAGGGUAUCGGGUUGAUCGAGAAGAAAUCGAAGAACAGCAUCCAAUGGAAGGGUGCCGGCCCCAGUUCUAAUUCAGUCGAAGUGACUACUCGUUUAAGUAGCCUGAAGGGAGAUCUGCACAGACUUCAAAACAUGGAAUGCGAUCUCGACGAGCAGCGAGUUCGCUUGCAGUCGAGUCUGAAGAGCAUAGCAGAGGACACUAUCAACGAUCAGUACGCAUACAUUACACACGAAGAUAUCUGUAGAAUACCGUCGUUUCAAGGCGAAACAAUAUUGGCCAUUCAAGCACCUUCAGGGACUGAGCUGGAGGUUCCGCUCAUGCCACCACAGAAUGGGAGUGAUCCCGGUCAGCAGUAUUGUCAGAUCCAUCUGAAGAGUCAUAAUGGUCCAAUCAACGUCCUGCUGGUCGACCGUGAUGAGGCCAUUUCAAGUGUAUUGGAAGUUGCGUCUCAAGAUGGUAGUGAUGGCGAGAGACAGAGUCCGAUGUCACUGGGCAACACGCAGACAACUGCGUCGCCAGUCAUACGCACUAGUCUGUCGUCUGGUAUUGUGGCUGAUCAUUCGCCGAUGUUGUCUUCGGCUGGAGCAUCAAGUAGUCAGGGCAGUGAGGCGGUUGAUCUGGAAGUAGCACGAACCGCUGGUGGAAGAUGGAAAGUAAAUGGAGAGAAGUCUGGCAAUAUUCCUAUGGAUAUGGAAGGUGACUACCUCAGCGACAUCGUGAACCAUGACGGAUUCGCUCCACUCCUCAGACUUUCCCCUCCGCCAGCAGACCAGGACUACUUCUUCAACUUGGAAGACACGGAGGGCGUCUGUGAUCUCUUUGAUGUGCCGAACAUGAGCUCAGUGAUUCCAUUCGAACAGACAGCGUGAUGUCAAUGUAUGUAUGUAUAUGGACUGCAGUUGGAUUUUAACAUGCAGUUAGGGGACAGUAUAAGGAAGCUUAUGUGGACAUUACAGAAAGUGAUUAAGAGGCAUGUUGGCUUCAUGUUAAGUUGGAUGGCUUUAAACGAGUUUGGAAAUCUGGUGCUUUAACGGUCGCAAUUUGUGGGAGAUUACUGAGCAUGCGUAGGGUGCAUGUCGUUUGCCUUUGUGAGGAUGUGAAUGGUACAUCUGCACUCUGAGUAGAUCACAUGUGGGUU